CUACGUUGUUCACAUAACUUGCUGAUAUUCCUGUUUGUUUUUGAGCCACCACCAAGCCAACACGGCCUUUCGGGUGCCUCUCUGAACAAAGGAAUCAUGGGCAAGCCAGUUAAGGCGACGGGCAAGGAGCUCAAGGCCAAGCAGGCGGCCACCAAGCUGGAGAAGAAGAAGCCCGAGCCUGAGUCUGACUCUGAUGAGGAGUCCGAUGACUCUGACGACUCUGACGACGCUCCGGCUGUGAAGAAGGCGGCCCCUGCCAAGGCGCCUGCCAAGAAGGAGGAGUCGUCCGACGACUCGGACGACGACGACGACAGCGACGAUGACAGCGACGACGAGCCCCCGAAGAAGGCGGCUCCCGCCGCCAAGGCCGCUGCCAAGAAGGCCGCCGACAGCGACGACGAUGACGACAGCGAUGACGAUGAUGACAGCGACGAUGAGCCCCCCGCUAAGAAGGGCAAGCCCGCUGCCGCCCCCGCCGCCGCCGCCAAGAAGGCCCCUGCCAAGAAGGAGGAGUCGUCCGACGACGACGACGAUGACGACGAGAGCGACGACGAUGACAGCGAGGAGGAGGCGCCCAAGAAGAAGGCCGCCGCCCCCGCCGCCGCCAAGAAGGCCGCCGCCAAGGACGACAGCGAUGAUGACGAGGAGGACAGCGAUGACGACGACGAUGAUGAGGACAUGGAGGAGGCCAAGCCCGCCGCCGCCAAGCGCAAGGCGGACGACGACGAGGAGGAGGAGGCUGAGGAGGAGGAGCCCGUCAUCAAGAAGAAGCAGCGCCUGGACGUGAACGGUGCCGCCGCCGCCACCAACGGCGGCGCCGCCGCCGGCGAGUCGGUCACCGUGUUUGUCGGCAACCUGAGCUGGUCCGCAUCGGAGGACGACAUCAAGAAGCACUUCAAGGACUGCGGCAAGAUUGUGUCGGUGCGCAUCGGCAUGGACGCCGCCACCGGCCGCUCCAAGGGCUACGCCCACGUCGACUUCGAGUCGGCAGACCAGGCCCAGAAGGCUACCAGCAAGGCCGGCUCGGAGCUGGGCGGACGCAACAUUAAGGUGGAGGUGGCGCAGGCGCGCGCGCCGCGCGAGAGCUACGGCGCCGCUGGCAACGGCGGCGGCGACGAGGAGGGCACGACUGUGUUCAUCAAGGGCUUCGACGUCAACUUCGGCAGCGAGGACGACAUCCGCGGCGCGUUUGAGGAGGCGUUCAAGGAGUGCGGCGAGAUCAAGUCGAUCCGCCUGCCCUCGGACCGCGAGGCGGGCGUGCUCAAGGGCUUCGCCUACAUCGAGUUCGACAGCGUGGAGGCCAAGAACAAGGCCGGCGAGUACGACGGCUCGGAGGUUGCGGGCGGCUACAUCAAGGUGGACGUCAACGUGCAGCGCCGCGACAGCAGCGGUGGCCGCGGCGGCUUCGGCGGCCGUGGUGGCGGCCGUGGCGGCUUCGGCGGGCGUGACGGCGGCCGUGGUGGCGGCCGCGGCUUCGGCGGCCGUGGCGGUGGCCGUGGCUUUGGCGGCCGCGAUGGCGGCCGUGGCGGUGGCCGUGGCUUCGGAGGUCGCGACGGCGGCCGCGGCCGCGGGAGAGGAGGUCGGGACGGUGGCCGCGGCGGCAUGCGGAUUGACACCUCUGCCGGGUCUGGCAAGAAGAUGUCGUUCGACGAUUAAACCAUUCGUCGGAAGCGCACGUGCUAGGUCGGGUCUGCAAGCCAGGGCACGCGCCAGGCUGAAUACACGUUCCCUAGUUCGUGGCGGGCUACCUUGUCUGCGUGCUGGUUGUUUUGUCAUGUGGUGGUGGGUUGUGUUUUGUUUGGCAAGUGGUGGAUGUAAUCGUAUUAGGACACCAGAACGCGCUCCGGGCAUUGGCGGCGGAAACGCCGCCGCUGAUGGUGUGGGUUUGCUGAAGACGGCUUCCGUUGGCUGAGCGCCGCGUGCUGCGCGGACCGUGCUCAGUCGCUGUUAUGUAGGAUUCGCUGUUGUCUUCUGACGAUGCUUUGUGUGGCACGCAUGCGCUUUAGCUACCGCCCCUGGUCUGGUGCGCCGGGGCGGACGCGCGCGUAUGUGGGGACCUUUUCUCCGGCUGUGGUGAGAGGCGUUCGUGAGACCUGAUGCAUUCCAACGGACUCGGGAAAUGUUGGCGAGAGGGGAAGAGCUGAGCCGGAACGUUGAGCGUCGAGGCAAAGAUUUUGCAGGCAAAGGACUUGGUGUGAUGUCGACACUGGCACGCACAGACCGUAACUGCUUGGUAGGGUUAACUUCCGCGAGCCCAUUGGUGUCCCACUGGAACACAGCAUCUUAAGGGACAGAAGCU
Messenger RNA from Chlamydomonas reinhardtii, 2299 nucleotides. RefSeq lists its product as uncharacterized. Lineage: Eukaryota; Viridiplantae; Chlorophyta; Chlorophyceae; Chlamydomonadales; Chlamydomonadaceae. Gene Ontology annotation, molecular function: RNA binding. The record is from RefSeq and is a predicted model, not a curated record. Bases 97 to 1656 code for a protein of 519 amino acids. The transcript is spliced from 10 exons.